Molecule: messenger RNA, 1746 nt
Organism: Diaporthe amygdali
Lineage: Eukaryota; Fungi; Ascomycota; Sordariomycetes; Diaporthales; Diaporthaceae
Exons: 3
Coding region: 1-1746 (581 amino acids)
Molecular function (GO): oxidoreductase activity; FAD binding
Source: RefSeq, a predicted model, not a curated record
AUGCAGCCAAUUUCUAUUGCCUCGGCGCUGCUAUUAGGCCAUGCUGCUGCAACAUUCUCAGCCUACGAACAGAAGCCUAUAAAAUCGGUGCAUCUGCGCGAACCAGAUGGCACAGCGGACGCCAGCUGCAGGUGCUUUCCUGGCGACGCGUGCUGGCCGUCUGACGCCGAGUGGUCGUCCCUGAACGCGACAGUCGGGGGACGACUCAUUGCCACAGUCCCCCUUGGAUCCCCUUGUCAUGACCCUCAGUACGACGAAGAGCAGUGUGCGUACCUCAGGGACCAAUGGCUGUACGCCGGCAUCCACCUCAACUCCAGCUCGAGCGUGAUGGCCCCGUUCUUCGCCAAUCAGAGCUGCGACCCCUGGACUCCGCGUGAGCGGCCGUGUGAGCUGGGCGUGUAUGUGCGCUAUGCCGUCAAUGCCACCGAUGCCGACCACAUUGCCGCCGCAGUCAACUUCGCCAGGAAACAAAAUGUCCGCCUAGUCAUCCGGAACACUGGGCACGACUACCUGGGCCGCUCCACCGGCGCCGGGGCCCUGGCGGUCUGGACUCACCACCUUAAGGAUAUCACGCCGGUCGAAUGGGACGAUGCGAGCUUCACUGGCACGGCUCUCAAGCUGGGGGCAGGUGUUCAGGGGUACGAGAUGCUGCAGGCUGCUACUGCCCUCGGCCGUGUCGCUGUUGGGGGAGAAUGUCCUACUGUCGGUGUGGCUGGGGGCUACACACAAGGCGGCGGGCACUCUGCUUUGAGCACAAACUUUGGACUCGCUGCCGACCAGACCCUGUCAUUUGAGGUUGUGACUGCCAGUGGCAAGCUUGUCACUGCUUCCAAGACUGAAAAUGCUGAGCUCUACUGGGCUCUGAGCGGAGGUGGCGCCGGAAACUACGGCGUCGUCGUCUCUAUGACAGUAAAGACCUACCCAGAAGCAAUCGUCAGCGGCCUCAAGCUGUCCAUCGAGAAGGCCGACAACAACAACUCAACUGACCAGAUCUUCCGCGCCGUGGACGCAUUCCAUGCCGCCCUCCCGGACCUAGUCGACUUCGGCACAAUGGUGAUCUACUACUUCACGACCGACUACCUCAGCAUCUCCGCCCUGACAGCCUACAAUAAGACUCAGGCUCAGCUCGAGCAGGCCAUGGAGCCGUUCCUCUCAACGCUGGGAUCACUAGGCCUGCGACACAGCGUCAACUACACCGAGAGCCCGACCUACUACGACUACUACAGCGCCUACUGGGGCCCCUUGCCAGACGGCUGGAUCCAAGUCGGCACAGCCAACUUCGGUGGCCGGCUGAUCUCGCGGCCCCAGCUGGCCAACUUCUCGGCUGCGGCUCGCGCUAUCGUCGAAGAGGGCGGCAUCUUCAUCGGCGUGGGCACUAACGUAGGGCCCUUCGGCGGUGAGAACGAGAACGCGGUGCUCCCCGCGUGGCGCGAUGCAAUCGUCUCUGCAUCUCUCGAGGUGCCAUUCAGCUUCGAGGCUCCGUGGGACGACGUAUUUGGCGAGCUGGACCUCAUCACUGACGUCUUGCAGCCUAUUAUCGAAGCAGCGACGCCCGGAAUGGGAUCGUACAUCAACGAAGGGGACUUCAGGCAGCCCAACUGGCAGAAGGUGUUUUAUGGGGCUAAUUAUGACAGGCUAUCGUCUGUGAAGAGAAAAUGGGACCCCGAAGGGCUGUUCUACUGUGGUGUUGCAGUUGGCAGUGAAAAUUGGGUGGUCACUGGAAAUGGACGGCUGUGCAGGGCUUGA